GCGCCACAUGAUCGUGCCGCGCACCUCUUGCUUUCUCUGAGUCUCUGGGACCUCGGAUUUACCUUCUACGCAUGAAGUACGGAGCCAAAAGUGACAAGGUAUAACGCUGUUGUAUGCCACGCACGCGGUUGUGAGUGGUCCGAGUCGAGGAGUUCGAAGCAAUGUAAGCCCCAAGGUCGCGGCCUCAUAUGCUCGCAUCAGCCUUCGCCAGCCAUAGCUCAGUACGCAGAUGGCCUAUACUUCUAUAGUGUCGCAGGCCCGGAACGCCAAUAUCUUCUUUUGGUGGCCUUCCUUGGCCGAACCUGAGGUCAUGGCUUGCUGGGACUCGAGUGUUGUUGGGCCUGUAACAGCGAAGUGGGUUCUCCGCUGGGUCAAUAUGAUCGCCCCUCCAAUUGCUGGCGGCGCUGGCGUUAUGGAGGUUAGACGCGUGUCAUUGGAACAGGACGAAGUAAUACGGUUCAAGUACCAUCUCUUUCCGGAGGAAACCAUGAUACCCUCUGCAGUCUUGGAACCGGGAGUCUAUGGAUGCUACUACAUGCCAGACAAAGAAUUAGAAUUCGACCGUGUAGGAUCUCUCCUGAAUAGUUUCCAGAGUACAAUAUCGAUGGCGGAUUUGAAGAAAGACCUCGAGACCGAAGAACCAAAGACUUCUGCCGGGACGGGGUGCUUGAAGCGGUACAUCAUCCCCACUGACUUACUUGCGGAGGCUUCUAGUCAUGAUGCCGACGGCAACUGCGUUUUCAUGGGAUAUAAAGGCAAGAACAGUCAAUAUCCCGUGGAACUGCAUUGGAUAUUCCCUCCAGGCAUGGCUCGCUUCCGUACACAUGGUCCCAAGAUGCUGACAACAGAGGAAUUCCAGAACGCCCAGAAUCUCAUGACGGUGCGGAGUGACAUCUGCCAUCUAUGGCACUUAAACGCAUUCAGCGUAGACGUCGAUGAUGAUUACCGGAUCCGCGUCUUCGACAAGAGGGCUACCAACGUUGGCUUACCUGCUCGUAUCGACCCGGUAUUGAACUCCGCCGCAGAACGUUUCUUCCGCGAGCAUUUCCGAUUCACUCUGUCCGUCAACUGGGGUGGCGGGGACGCAUAUGAUGAAUUUCCUCUGAGGCAUGCACCAGAGGCCCCCGUCGUCGAUGAUACAAGUACACCUAGCUAUAGCGACUCGGAUGAAGGAUCCGGCGCCACAGACAGUGAGCCGGAGGACUUCGCGUUCGAAGUCACCGCCAGACUGGAGGCUCUACACGGCUGAUCAAUGCGUGCGUGACAGCGGCGAAUUGUGAGCGAUACAUACGAAAACAUACACAUGUAUACUCCGUUGUACUAACCUCGUCAAUGUGCAAUGGUGAUGAGUUCCAUACCUAUGACAGGUAUUAUCCCUCGUUCUCGUAGCGCUGAGGCUGGUAGGUUGAAUCUCGUCGUGACCGAUGAUGGCAUUGCGGUGCGCACACCGUCAUGUCGCAGCAGCGACAAGGAGACGUUCGUGAUUCACGACAUCGAGCGGCUCACUGCGGUACCAUGCCAUAGCAUGCUUAGCGAUCCUCGUAUGCCCGGCCGGC
This is a messenger RNA of Rhodofomes roseus, 1556 nucleotides long. RefSeq lists its product as uncharacterized. NCBI's taxonomy places the organism in Eukaryota, Fungi, Basidiomycota, Agaricomycetes, Polyporales, Fomitopsidaceae. Bases 230 to 1249 code for a protein of 339 amino acids. The transcript has 6 exons. The record is from RefSeq and is a predicted model, not a curated record.